Molecule: messenger RNA, 2705 nt
Organism: Larimichthys crocea (large yellow croaker)
Lineage: Eukaryota; Metazoa; Chordata; Actinopteri; Sciaenidae
Gene: cckar
Product: cholecystokinin A receptor
Exons: 5
Coding region: 589-1989 (466 amino acids)
Biological process (GO): neuropeptide signaling pathway
Cellular component (GO): plasma membrane
Molecular function (GO): neuropeptide receptor activity; gastrin receptor activity
Source: RefSeq, a predicted model, not a curated record
UGCCUCUUUGCAUGCGGUUAGACAACAUCAAUGACAGUUCAUCUCUCCACCCAUCACAGCAAUUACAGCAGCUCGUCGGAGCUUCCAUUAUUGCUGCUGACAUAUUCACAUGCCACAACAUGCACUAACAUGUGUGGAACCAUGCUCGGGGCCACUGAUAUCCUCCACACAGAACCCCGCUGACAUGUUAAAGGUUUUUAUACAGUUUUUCUUUAUUAUUGUUUUAUUGUGUCAUGCAGGAAUGGUCGUUAGAUUCUGAGGAAUGUCAAGUGUUUCUCGAGAAAACAGGAGGUGACUUGCACUAACCUGACUGUAAAGGCGGGCUGAACACUCAUGAAUGUGCGCCGUCCCAUGCUGUCAUUAUCUGGAAUUGCUGAGCAGGAGUCAAAGCGCAGCGCACCGCACCGGGAGCGCACGGAAACUUAUAAAGAAUACAAUUAUUCUUUUUUAAAAUCGACUUAGAUUUAGCGUUUUGGAUACAUCUCAUCCUUUUUUCUUUCUUUCUUUCUUUCUUUUUUUUCGCACAAGGGCAUGACGCAUGCUGUUCUUCUGACUGAUUUCACCUGAGGCUAUAGAAGAGACCGCGAAAUGGAGACGUUUACAAUACACAACAUGCUCAUAAAUUCAACUGACCUGAACAAGAUUUUGUGCAGUUUUGGUAUCAAGAAUCUUUCGGAGUGCGAGAGCGAGACGAAACCCUCACCCGAACCAAAAGAUAUCAAUGAGACAGUCCGGAUCGUCCUCUACAGCCUCAUCUUCCUCCUCAGCGUCCUGGGCAACAGCCUCAUCUUCGCCGUCCUGGUGAGGAACAAGCGCAUGAGGACGGUCACCAACCUCUUCCUGCUGUCUCUGUCCAUCAGCGACCUGAUGGUCUCCCUGGUGUGCAUCCCCUUCACCCUCAUCCCUAACCUCAUGAGGGACUUCAUCUUCGGCACCGGCAUGUGCAAGCUGGUCAUGUACUUCAUGGGUGUCUCUGUAAGUGUUUCCACUUUCAACCUGGUGGCCAUCUCCCUGGAGCGCUACAGCGCCAUUUGCAACCCGCUGACCUCCAGAACGUGGCAGACUAAACGCCACGCCGCCAAGGUCAUCACCGCCACCUGGGUGGUGUCCUUCAUCCUGAUGCUGCCCUACCCUAUUUCUAGCACCCUCAAACCCUUCACCCGCCGCAACAACAGCACCGGGCACAUGUGCCGCCUGGUGUGGCCCAAUGACAUCAUCCAGCAGUCCUGGUACGUGUCCCUCUUGUUGCUGCUCUUCCUAAUCCCCGGGAUCGUCAUGAUGACAGCCUACGGACUCAUUUCCUUGGAGCUUUACCGGGGCAUCAAGUUUGAGCUCUCCACCAGGAAAUCCAGCAAAAGAGACAGACAAUCCAGCACUAGCAGUUUUAAGACCGGUGACGGUGACGGUUGUUACAUGCAGCCGUCUAAAAAGAAGAGCAUCACAGGCAGCUUCUCCACCGCCAGCAGCAAAUCCAUGGUGGGUCGUGUUUCCAGCAGCAGCAGCAGCAGCUCUACAGCAAACCUGAUGGCCAAGAAGCGCGUGAUCCGCAUGCUCCUCGUCAUCGUCUUCCUCUUUUUCGUGUGCUGGAUGCCCAUCUUUGUGGUCAACGCGUGGCAGGCUUUCGACCGGCGCGGUGCACACCGCCUAACCGGCGCUCCCAUCUCCUUCAUCCACCUGCUGUCCUACACCUCGGCCUGCGUCAACCCCAUCAUUUACUGCUUCAUGAACAAGCGCUUCCGCCAGGGCAUGCUGGCCACGUUCACCUGCUGCAGCUGCUUAAGGAGGAAGGGUGGAGGUGGAGGUGGAGGUGGAGGCACAGGCGGCUCACUGAGAUCAGCUGUAAACCUAUCGGUUAAAAGGGAAGUAGACAGAUCAAGAUCGGGGCCAAAUAUGGCCAGAGAGCAGAAUGGUCAUGCCCCGCCAAGCGGAGCCAGCACGCGUUUCAGCUACACUAGCAUCCGUACAUCAGCGUGGAGUGAGCUGACCUAAACUGGAUGAAGAGCUCUGGCCUGAGUGCAAACACUUGAAGGGGAAUCUGUGGCGUGUUGUCUUUACGUGAAGCCCUCACAGUGCUUAUAGGACUAGUUUAUGAGCUUUAUCCUCGAGUGUGAUGUGACGUGGGUACAAGUGGUGUGUAUUCAGUGCGCUUACAGCAGAUCGGCACAGCCAGAUGUUUCCCCUAUCGUUUACAGGGUGGAUGCCUGGUCAUAUAAAGCCUUGAAGGACUUUUCAUGAAGCAGAAUGCCAAUUAAAGUAGCUUUCCACUGUCUAUACAUACUAUAUAUACUCUCUUUUACUUGUUCUUCUACCAUUAAUAGUGGUAACUGUGUACAAAAAUGUAAAGGGACCAGAUGGUCUUUCCAUAUUCCUUUGCACCAGGUGAGAAAAAUCCAAUAUCGGAAGGAUUAGACUGCAAAAUAUGGUUAGAUCAUCCAUAGAGAUCAUCCACAUUUACAUAUUUUCUCACUUAUCUUGAAUGGAAACAGUUCACACCAGUCUCAUGUGGUAAACAUCACCCAACCGGUGCCUGAAAAAGAGGUAAAACUGUCGAUCAUAUCUGAUCUUCAUCUAAAGUGUUUGUAUAAUUGUCAUGUCAACUUUUAAGCCAACGAUGAACAAGAAAUCCUUGUAAAGGCAUUUCUUUGAAAAUACAUUAAAUAUGUUGCUGUAAACACGUGAAAAGACUUUGAACGAUAUAUUACUGA